AAAGAUGAAGGGAAAAAGAGAAAUGCACAUGUCUGGUACUACAGAGAGGUCAAGGAGCCUGUGUCGACUGCCCUCAGAUUACCCUGAUGUUGUUGUAAAUGGUACUUCCCUACCCUCAGUUACUAUGACAACAGAAUCUACUUCUCAGAGCAAGGCUCAAGCAGCAAGUUUAAACCAACAGAGCAAUAAGACCAGCUCCAAUAGAGAUAAGAAAGUGGAGAAAUCAGUCCUACAGACAUGCAACUCUUCAGUUUUAGAUGUGACAAAUAAGAUCAACAGGACAAGGACACAGGAGGAUUUCCCAUCAGGACUCAGGUCGCUGAGGCUUCACGGCAGCUCCAGGCGGAACUCCCUGCUUCGCUGGUGUCAAGGCAGAACUCAGGGAUACAAGAAUAUUGAGAUCACUAAUUUCAGCAGUUGUUGGGUGGAUGGUUUGGCCUUUUGUGCGAUUUACCACAGUUACCUCCCCUCUCACAUACCAUAUGACAAACUCAGUCCAGAGAAUAAGAAAGAGAAUCUUACUCUAGCAUUCCAAACUGGAGAAGGUUUUGGAAUCUCUGCAUCACUGACAGUGGAGGAGAUGCUAAUAGAUGAAGCACCGGACUGGCACAGAGUUCUGGAAUACGUAGAGAGCAUCUACCGCCAUUUUGAGAUGUGAGACUGUGAAUAUAUACACGUCCUGAUCAUUUAUAGUGAUCACGAAUGCUUUCAGAAUUCCACCACAGCAUCAGUAUAAGCUCUGAGGGGAGAACACAACUUCAAGCAACCUUAAAGUGGACUCAAAAGGUCAUCUUUAGCUGUUUAUCUGGGAUCAGAUUUUUUUUUUUUUUUUUUUUUUUUUAUAACUAAGAGGUUUGUAUAAGAGACUAAAUAAGAAGGUUUUGCUGGUUAGUAUGACCUGCUAACACUGCCACGUAUUCUGACUUCUCGCAAGCAACAAUUAAUUGCUUGUUACAUUAUAUUAUACUGAAGAGCUGUCUAAUGGACUUAAGGGUUUGUGGCUUUCUUGUGCCAUUAACCAAUCAGCACUGAGGCCAAAAACGAAGCAAACAGGUUUCUAACUUGUGGGGUUCCUGCACCAGCCCUGCAUUCAUCCCACUGAAAUGAACUGGAAUGCUAUUGAAUAGCUUGUCCUAGUAUUAUAGAUCUCCUGCGCAGCUCCUGAGAAAGGCCGGAUUGUCUGUGUAAAGUAGGGUUGUGAGUUGGAUGAGGAGUGUCCAUCAAAAUUACUGUUUUGUUAACCUUUCUGCCCUCUGUUGGUUUUCAUGUGUUAUUGCAGGUUUCAAUUUGUCUGUUUGCCACUUUGCUCUUUUUUAUUCAGGUUCUUAUACAGUAAGACCUGGACUACUGUGGAAAUCUCAAAUCACAGAAAUCAUUACUCUUGUAUGUGUCCAAGGUUUUUUUUUUUUUGUUCUUUUUUUUCUGUGAUGUUAAGCCUGGCUAAGGAUCCAAGCUGAUUAUUUCAGCAGCUGUAAGAUCAUCCUGUUUUGUUUUCUUUGAUCCCCAAAGCCAUCACCGAUACUCAGACACCAAAGUACUAUUAGUGUGAUGUAGAUAUUAAAGGAAAAUAAGAUUCCAAAGGCAAGCAUUAAUAAAUAAAUAUUUUGAUUA
Molecule: messenger RNA, 1611 nt
Organism: Cyprinus carpio (common carp)
Lineage: Eukaryota; Metazoa; Chordata; Actinopteri; Cypriniformes; Cyprinidae
Molecular function (GO): protein binding
Source: RefSeq, a predicted model, not a curated record